Molecule: messenger RNA, 5291 nt
Organism: Paralichthys olivaceus (Japanese flounder)
Lineage: Eukaryota; Metazoa; Chordata; Actinopteri; Pleuronectiformes; Paralichthyidae
Gene: trim37
Product: tripartite motif containing 37
Biological process (GO): protein autoubiquitination; negative regulation of centriole replication
Cellular component (GO): peroxisome; aggresome
Molecular function (GO): zinc ion binding; tumor necrosis factor receptor binding; ubiquitin protein ligase activity
Source: RefSeq, a predicted model, not a curated record
AGAAGAAGAGGCGGCGUGUGAUUGGUUAUUGCUAGGGGACAGACAGCUUCAGAGCAGCCGCUACAUCCUCAGUUCAGUGCGAUCUACCUCGAUUUGUCCACAGUUAAUCACAGCUCUGUCUCCACACAACUUUAUUUAAGUGCUUCAAUGUAGAUAAACCAGCAGAGGAGACGCUGCUGUGCGCUAACAUACUUAGAACAUAGAAUGUAGCCCCCCUGUUCCUCCUCAGGUGUGGCAGACGAGUCUGAGAAGACCACUGGCUACAGCUUCUUAGUUUUUUCCCAAGAUCAAGAAACUUCAAACUGGCAGAAAUGGAUGAACAAAGUGUUGAGAGCAUUGCUGAGGUGUUUCGCUGCUUCAUCUGCAUGGAGAAACUGAGAGAUGCUCGUCUCUGCCCACAUUGCUCCAAACUCUGCUGCUUCAGCUGCAUACGACGAUGGUUGACAGAGCAGAGAGCCCAGUGUCCACACUGUCGUGCUCCGCUCCAGCUGAGGGAGCUGGUCAACUGUCGCUGGGCAGAGGAGGUCACCCAGCAGCUAGACACCCUGCAGCUCUGCAGCCUCACCAAGCAUGAAGACAACGACAAGGACAAAUGUGAGAACCACCAUGAGAAGCUAAGUGUCUUCUGUUGGACCUGUAAGAAAUGCAUCUGUCACCAGUGUGCUCUGUGGGGAGGCAUGCAUGGUGGCCACACCUUCAAGCCUCUGGUGGAGAUCUACGAGCAGCAUGUGACCAAAGUGAAGGAGGAGGUUGCCAAACUCCGUCGUCGCCUCAUGGAGCUUAUCAGUCUGGUGCAGGAAGUGGAGAGGAACGUAGAGGCUGUCAGGGGAGCAAAGGAUGAGAGAGUGAGAGAAAUCCGAAAUGCGGUGGAAAUGAUGAUCGCUCGUCUGGACAACCAGCUGAAGAACAAACUCAUCACCCUCAUGGGCCAGAAGACGUCCUUGACCCAGGAGACAGAGCUGCUGGAGUCUUUGCUGCAGGAGGUGGAGCAUCAGCUUCACUCCUGCAGCAAAAGUGAACUCAUCUCCAAGAGCCCAGAGAUCCUGCUCAUGUUCCAGCAGGUCCAUCGUAAACCCAUGCAGUCCUUCGUCACCACACCGGUCCCUCCAGACUUCACCAGCGAGCUGGUUCCUGCCUAUGACUCCAGCACUUUUGUUCUCAUCAACUUCAGCACCCUGAGGCAGCGGGCGGACCCAGUGUACAGCCCACCUCUACAGAUAUCUGGACUCUGCUGGAGACUCAAAGUCUACCCAGAUGGUAAUGGUGUGGUCCGUGGAAACUACCUGUCAGUAUUCUUGGAACUGUCUGCUGGACUCCCUGAAACAUCAAAGUAUGAGUACCGGGUGGAGAUGGUCCAUCAGGCCUCCAACGACCCAACCAAAAACAUAAUCCGGGAGUUUGCCUCAGACUUUGAGGUUGGUGAAUGCUGGGGCUACAACCGCUUCUUCAGACUGGACCUUCUGGCCAGCGAGGGCUACCUGAAUAUGCAGACGGACACACUGGUCCUCUGCUACCAGGUCCGAUCACCGACCUUCUUCCAGAAGUGCAGAGAUCAGUACUGGUACAUCAGCCAACUGGAGUCGGCCCAGAAUGGCUAUAUACAGCAGAUCAACAACCUCAAAGAGAGGCUGGCCAUCGAGCUGUUUCGCCGUCAAACAUCACGCAGCUCGUCACCCCCUGACAUGAGGCUGGCUACAGGUACCACAACCUCUGAAAAAGACCCUCGCUCAGUGAAGAGCGACGAUGAUAUCCAGACCAUGUUGUCCAACGCAAAAAAAUGUGAAGAGGAGGAGAGGACGCAGCAGGAUGAUUCUAAUGAGCUGUCGGACGGUGAUUUGGAGGUGGACUGUCUGACGGAGGAGGAGGUGAACCCGCUGGAUGGCAGCAGCACCUCAGGGAGCUCCACAGCCACCAGCAACACUGAGGAGAAUGACAUAGAUGAGGAGACCAUGUCUGGAGAGAAUGAUGUGGACUUCAUUGGGAACCUGGAAACAGAAGAAGGAGAACUUCCUGAUGACUUGGCUGGAGCCACAGGUAAAUUCAGUGGAUCCAGCUCUAGUGCACCUUCCUUACACCGCAGUGCUGCAGCUGGUCGUAGUGGCAGCGGGGCUGCUGCUUGUGGUGCCGUUGGGCCAGGCAGCAAUAGCCUCCUGGAGAUUGACCCGGUCAUCCUGAUCCAGCUGCUGGAUCUGAAGGAGCGCAGCAGCGUGGAGUCUCUGUGGGGGCUUCAGCCUCGGCCUCCUGUGUCUCUCCUACACAGCCAAGCUCAUACUCACUCCAGGAAAGAACGAGAGAGGCGACCUCAGGUGGUGCGACGAUCAGCUCCAGACUCGGGGGUCCUGAUCCGCCUCAAGGCUCAGAUGGCAGAGGUCCGCAGCAAGAUGUCAGUCAAGAGUCAAGCGCUGGAGGCUCGGGGGGCCACGGAGCCCAGGCCUGGCCCAUCAGGGGCCUUCAGUGUGGAGGAGGUUCCCUCUCACCACGCUGACUCAGAGUUGUCAGCUUGUCGUAAGACCAGUGAGCUGGACCUCCUGGGGAGGGCAGCUGCUCGGGCCAGGCCCUGCCGCCCUGCCAGGAAAUCUCUCUCUCCUGUCCUGGACAGCAGUGGCUCUCUGGUUGUGAAGAGGAGGAGUCCAGAGGAGCUGGAGAAGGAGCUGAGAGGAGCAGAAGCAGCUACAGAGCAUAGCCUGCCUCCUAAAGAGGGACUGGCAGCUGCAGACGGAGUGCUGAAGGCUGAUGGCACCCAGGGCCCCCUCUUGUCUCAGGGCUGCUCCUCAUCAGAGCAGGCCUCCACCUCCAAGCAGCAGUACUCAGUAGAGCCACAGCUGUAUGGGAACUCUGGGCCAAAAGAUGACAUCUUCUCCUUGGGAGGACCAAGCUACUUAACUGCCAGCAAGAGCUGUGGCAGCAGGACCCUGGGGGCAGCAAUGUUGGACUGUGAAUCAGAGAGCUCAGGAAAUCAGUCUCUGCUGGAGGGACCAUCUGCACAGCCACAGUCAAAGGAAGAUCAGUCUCCCUCUGUCCUGGUGGCAGCAACAAGCAGUGACAGUGACAGUGAGGAAGAGGCGCUGCAAAGCAACAACUCAAGCUACGACAACCAGACUCCUCCCUGCACAGCAGUUUUUCGUCUCUCAAGAAGAACAAAAGCUUCAGUGGAUGAGAGAGCAGCUUAUGUCAGAUGACAUGAGUCUUCCUGCUGACAGGUGAUUCCCUCUGAGUCUGUCAGACCUGGCAACCCACUGCUUUAUCCUCAGGCCACACAGUCAUGCAACAACGGCCGCGGACGACACACAUGCUUGUUACACAGAUUUGUAGAGUAGAGAAGCUGCUUGUUAUGCAUGAACUCAAAAUUCAUGACAAUUCAACAAUGGUAUUGUUUGAUCAUCUGUUCGUCCAGAAAGAGUGGAUUUGGUGGUAAAGACGGACAGUUGAUUAACUUCAUAUGAUCGAAUAAUAUCAAUGUCACUAAUACAGUGUGAAUACAAUGAAACUACACUUAAACACAAAAAUUGAGAGGAACCGAACUUCGCAAUUUUGCCACUUAGAAUAAUUAUAUUUCUCUCUUCACUGCUCAGCAUUUCUUGGUCGUCAACUUUCAAGGACCUACACGCUUUCACUUCUUUCAUUGUAACUUCAGUAAGUGCAUCUGAGGAAAACAUGCCCGGCCAAUGACUGAAUUUCUUCACUAAAAAAAGUUAGAAGGUACAAAACCUCCUGGUGUAUCUUAAUACAUUUAUUUUGCAAACCUGGACUACAGGGCAUUUAGACACUUUUAUUAACUGUAAGUACAAAUCUGUCACUUUUUUUGUGUAUAAAUGCUUUUGUAAAUCUAAUUCUAUAACAUAUUUACAAGAAUCUGAGGUUUAAGUGUGUUAUCUGAAGCCUGUCAAUAAGAAAUGUAAACUUUUAUACCAGUGUGCUGUUGAGUUCAGUCUGCUCUUCAGUCUCAACUUCCUGCACCUCUCUGUGUUGGUGCUUCUCAAACAGUCUUAGUGACGCUGUAGUUUGUUGAUGCAUAAAUACAGAACUUCCCUGACUCAUGUAAACCUUUAAUUUCCCCAUUCUGGUUAUUUAUGUAAAUGUACUCACUCUGAAUAGCAGUUGCAGCAGCACCAGGGACGUCUGUCUCUGUUUGACAUUUGAAAAGGCUAAAUGAUCACAGUGUGGAUUUUAAAACACCUGCUGCACUGCUUUCUUUUCUUGCCUGAAAUUAUGAAUUAUACUACAGAAGCCAUAACCAUGUGCUGGCAGAUGUUUGGUUCAAUCUAUAUCUGCUCAGACUGUAAAUUAACCUAAGCGGUACUGUUCUGUGCAGGUGGAAUCUUUGUCACAGUUGUUUGCAAAAGCUGAAACACCUUGAACAGGACUCUUUCACAGCAGGUGUGUGUGUGUGUCUGGAAAUGUUUCUGUGCUGUGAGCAACACAACUCAAAUUCUAUUUAGUUUUAUAGUAUAGCUGGAGAGGCGGACAUUUCUGAUAGACAUAUUAAAACCUUGGCAAAUUAGACAACAACGACCUGCACAAUGGGAUACCUAUAGAGAAAAUAAUUCUUUUUCAAAUUUGGUUAUUCAUAUUUAUUUGGAAAAUAAAUAAUCUGCUCUUAAAGAUGAAUCUACGGUUUUGUAAUUCUCUGAACUUGAAAGCAAAGAUUUAAAAAUGUAAAUAUUUAACACUUGCUCUACACUGAUAACUCCCACUUACACUGGUUUUUCUUAAUUGUUAAACACUCAGUAAAAAGAGCAAACAAAUUUGAAGUUGAAGGCUGCUGCCAACAGUGAACACUAUCUGGAGAAAACAUGGUGUCAAAGUAGGAGAACGUAACAGAAGUUUAACAGACGUAUGUGCACUUUGUUGAUUUACUCUGAAGUUCUGAAGUGGACACUUUGAUCUUCAUUUUUGGAUCAAAGAGAUGACAUUACAUAUUGUGCAGUCAAUCGUUUACAUUGUAAAUAUCUUGCCUGCUGUACAACGUGCAUGGCUUUAUUGGCUGGGUUGAGAGAAGAAGGUCAUAACAGCGAAGCUGAUGUUUGAACUUAUUCACUUCUACAGUUCGAGUCCAGUGAUUUCAGGAUGCGAUUUCCUCUUUUCCUCCGUCACUGCUGCUGCUCAUGAAUUUGAUGGAGGCGUGGGAAACGGCAGCCACGUUAACAUGUUUUGUUUGUUCAGAUUUUCUCUUUUAUUUGUGCUUGUUGUGUCAAACCCCUGCUCUUGUUUCGAAUGUUCACAGGAUGUACUGUGCAUUAUUCAAUCUGUACAUUUCCCUUUUUGUUUAAUAAAUAAAAUGUUUUACCAUC